AAUUAGAGGAGCAAAUUAUGGUUAACCGAACUUUGUGACCACGCGAAAUUUCAAACUGGUGGCCCUGCCACAAUCCGCGAAAUUUCUUUGCAUUUCUGAGGGAAGAAAUAAGCAGCAACCCAAUCCGCAUCCAAAUUGAACUUCUCCCAUUUGCGCGAACCACUUUCCGUUGUAUUUCCCCGUCACUACAUCUACGCGAUUAAUGGCACGCGGAUUUGAUUAUUCAAAUUUCCUUCAUCAAAUGCAAUUAGAUUUUCAAAAUUGUCAGGCCUGACUACAAAUAAUAAUCUCUCAAUCUCUAACACGGAGUAUAUCUGAUUGCAAGUGUACAGUAUAUAUAUUUGGUAGAGGAGGAAUUUGAAAACCUCCACUGCCGGGAGUCAUAAUUCACUUUUUCCAGUGCGUAUGGGUGAAGUCACAGUUGGAUAUCCAGCCGAUUAACCGAAUUUUGGGUGUAUAGGGAAGCAUUUCUGGACAAGAAAAGCAUCCGCCUUUUUAUUACCGGACAGGUUGGACAGAAGACGGCGGACCUUGGCGAACUAUAUGAAGACGCCCUUUAGCUAUUGUUGCCUUAAAAGCAAGGGUGCAGCUGUGAGUAGCAUGGAAUCUCAGAAGGUUUUGAUGGAGUACUACAUUCCUGAUUACAUGCUUUUGUCUGAAAUAGAAGCAACAACGUCCUAUGCAGUACCUGCUUGCCCCAUCGUAGUGUUUAUCAAUUCUAGAAGUGGUGGCCAACUUGGGGGCGAACUUCUGCUGACGUAUCGUAGGCUUCUCAACCAAAAUCAGGUUUAUGAUUUGGGAGAAAGAUCUCCUGACAAAGUGCUACACCAGAUUUACUCGAACUUGGAAAAGCAUAAAAGGAAUGGGGAUAAUAUGUCUUUUGUAAUCGAGAACACACUGAGAAUCAUUGUUGCUGGUGGUGAUGGAACAGCUGGCUGGCUUCUUGGAGUGAUUUCGGAUCUUAAAUUAGCAUGUCCACCACCAAUUGCAACAGUACCUUUAGGAACAGGAAACAAUCUCCCAUUUGCAUUUGGCUGGGGGAAAAAGAAUCCCGGUACAGAUUGCAGCUCUGUGAAGCAUUUCCUGGAUCAAGUAAGAAAUGCAAAAGUGAUGAAAGUUGACAGCUGGCAUAUUCUUAUGCGAAUGAGGGCUCCUAUUGAAGGCUCUUGUGAUCCCAUUGCGCCCCUUGAGCUACCACAUUCACUGCAUGCUUUUAAGCGUGUCUCUCAAGCAGAUACAUUAAAUGAGGAGGGUUACCACACAUUUAGAGGAGGAUUCUGGAACUAUUUUAGCAUGGGGAUGGAUGCACAGGUUUCUUAUGCAUUUCACAGUGAAAGGAAGCUACAUCCUGAAAAAUUUAAAAACCAAUUAGUUAAUCAGACUAACUAUGCGAAGCUUGGCUGUACUCAAGGGUGGUUUUGGGCUUCUCUGACACAUCCAUCUUCGAAGAACAUUGCACAGCUGAGUAAGGUUAAAAUAAAGAAAAAAACCGGUGAUUGGGUCGAUCUCGAGAUACCAAGAAGUAUCAGGUCGAUUGUCUGCCUCAACCUGCCCAGCUUUUCUGGUGGUUUCAAUCCUUGGGGAAGUCCCAAUAAGAAAAAGCUCCAUGAGAGGGACUUGACUCCUCCAUAUGUUGAUGAUGGGCUGAUUGAGGUGGUUGGGUUUCGGGAUGCUUGGCAUGGCCUCGUUUUGCUUGCACCAAGGGGGCAUGGGAGACGACUUGCACAAGCACAUGGAAUUCGGUUUGAGUUUCAAAAAGGUGCUGCAGACCACACAUUUAUGAGGAUUGAUGGGGAGCCAUGGAAACAACCCCUUCCUUUGGAUGAUGAAACUGUUGUGGUGGAAAUUUCUCAUUUGGGACAGGUAAACAUGCUGGCUGCUCCCAGCUGCCGGUCUAGGAGUGUUCUUGCGCCCCCACCCCACACUCUUGACGACUCUGACGAUGAUGAUGAUGAUGAAUAUGAAGAGGAUGAAUCUGAUGAGAGGAGAAAGUUCGGUGCAGCCACUACUUUUCGCAUGCAGGAUGAUGGUCUAGAUGAUGAUGAUGAUAUGGAAAAACUCAAUAUGCAUAUAACAUGAGCUGUGCAUUUUCCAGCCAAUUUCUAGCUCUCUCAAUUAUUCCAAUUCCUUUAAUUUUUUCGUCCAACAUUUGAUGACUUAGCUUGCUGCUGGAUUAAACCGGAGUUACCUUUCACUAUGAUUGGUAAUUAGGCUGCUAACAAUCAAUUAAUAUUGUUGCUGUGUAUUUAAUAGGUUUUUUUUUUAUGUAACUAAAAUAGUUAGCCAGCUUUGUACAGCAGCUUAACCUAACACAUGUAAGAAUUGAUUUCCAAUGGUUGGAAUGUGUUUCACUUUUUUUACGUA
This is a messenger RNA of Cuscuta epithymum, 2364 nucleotides long. The record is from the annotation of a GenBank genome assembly. Lineage: Eukaryota; Viridiplantae; Streptophyta; Magnoliopsida; Solanales; Convolvulaceae.